Diabrotica virgifera virgifera (western corn rootworm) is the source of this 2497-nucleotide messenger RNA. RefSeq lists its product as uncharacterized. Bases 225 to 1223 code for a protein of 332 amino acids. The record is from RefSeq and is a predicted model, not a curated record. NCBI's taxonomy places the organism in Eukaryota, Metazoa, Arthropoda, Insecta, Coleoptera, Chrysomelidae. The transcript is spliced from 2 exons.
GGUGCAAUAAAACAAUAAACUUGGGUCUGGGCAUAUCAAUAUCUUGGGUGAGAAAAGAACGUGAAAUAUCACGUUUUGCCGUUUUGCCCAUAAAGGGAUUACAAAGUAAUGAUAUUUGGCCCACCUUUACUUGAUAGUAUUUUCAAUAUUUUCUGUCUGUGUUGUUGCGCGGUCAAAGAAAGACAGAGUUUCCGUUUCAGUCUAUCUUAGUUUUUAAAGGCGAAAUGGCAGAAGAAUUAAAACAACCUACUCCUCGAGAGUUUUUGACUGAGUUUAUUGAACUUUAUAGAAGUCAUACGUGUUUGUGGCUCGUUAAGAGCAAAGAUUACUCCGACAGAAAUAAAAGAGAUAUUGCAUAUGCUGAGCUCGUAAAAAAAUUCCAGGAGUUUGAUUCAUCGGCAGACCGAAAUAUCGUUAUCAAAAAAAUUAGUGCAUUACGUACGGUGUAUAAGAGAGAACUGUCAAAAGUUGUCAAAUCGGAAAAAUCCGGGACGGGCCAGGAUGAUGUGUAUAAACCUAGUUUGUGGUACUUCGACCUUCUGCAUUUUCUGAGAGACCAGGAAUCUGCAAGACCUAGUAGGAGUACCAUGAGUGAUGGCAAUCCAGAAACAGAACAAUAUAUGCUGAGUUCGGCAGAUGAGGUGAUAGAGCUAGCGGGAGAGCGGCUAAAAAAUAUUCAUCCUGAUGAUGAGUUCGAAGCCUACGGAAAGUAUGUAGCCCAUAAGCUACGUUCCCUUAAACGAACCCAGGCCAUAUUCGCGAGAAAACUCAUAAAUGACGUGAUUUUUGAGGGGGAGCUUGAAACACUCUCCAAAGAUUAUAAAGUAAUGAACAGUCAGCCAUAUAACCCCCAACUUUACCACCAACAACCCUACCCCCUACCCUACAUCUCGGGAAUGCCAGACCAUCCUUGGCCUUUCAGUUCCAGUAACAAUAUUUUACAGCAUCCAAACUCUGCCACACUUCCCUACCCCCAAACUUUCAACCGUGAUACACCCGAUGUAUCCAACAUGGCACUGCCUAAUGAUCCAACAAACUCUGCCACACUUCCCUACCCCCAAACUUUCAACCGUGAUACACCCGAUGUAUCCAACAUGGCACUGCCUAACGAUCCAACAAACUCUCCCACACUUCCCUACCCCCAAACUUUCAACCGUGAUACACCCGAUGUAUCCAACAUGGCACUGCCUAACGAUCCAACAAACAGUCCAAAACAACCCUGACCCCUGAACAACCAAUAUAAAUUUCGACUAAUCAAUUGAUAACAAUGUUUCAAGCUUCUUUUCAAAGUUAUCGGUGUAGUAGGACAUUAUUUUUCAUAUUCGAUGAUUUACUACUUUGUUCUAUGAUUAUUGACUUUAUAUUGUAUCUUUAUGUUAUCUUUUAUUACGUUAUGUACUUUUUUAUGUUUUACGAUUAUUAGUUUUAUAGUAGGGGAGGAAAGUAGGCUAAAUUUGCAGUUACUCGAGCGUUAUGGGGAACUACUGCGUUGUGAAGAUUAGGUCAUAAAACCAAAUAAAGUUAAGUAAAAUUUGUCAUUUAAGUGGGGACUUUCCAUUUUAAUUUAAGUUUCCAUUUCCAACAAUCAUUUUUUCCGUUUACAGCGCCAUCUAUGCAUAAUUUGAAAAAAUGUUUCGAAUAAAAUUACUUAUUUUUACGCCAGGAAUCCAAAUCUGCAAUAUAAAAUGGGGGCUCCAAUUUAAUAUUUUAAAGUAACCCCCCACCCCACCUCCGUGGGGGGUCAUGUUUAGUGUCAUUCGAUAGAUUUUUCAAAAAUAAUGAAUACGUGUAUUUUGCAGUUUUUCGGUCUGAUGUUUAUUUCGCGAAAUAUCGCGGGGUUCCUAUUUGAAAUUUUAAAUUGACCCCCACCCCUCUCCGUGGGGGUCGUGUUUAGUAUUAUUCGAUAAAUACUUAAAAAAUAUUGAACACGAUUUUUUAGUUGUUCGAUCUGACGUUUAUUUCUCGAAAUAUUCGCAUUUAUCUUGUGAAAUUUUGUGACUCGCCCAUAUCCUUACGCCCCGCUCAAACUGGAUUUUUGGAUUUUUGAAAUAUACACUGUUCUGCAUGUACUUAACUUACCUUAUCUUAAUCUGACGAUUUCGAGUUUUUCUAAGGAUAGAUUUUUUUUCGGACCCCCGUUAACGAACUCCUCUGUAUUAAAAUCCAAUAUAUGGUAGGGGUACAUUUACAAGGUACAAGGUUUCUCCCCCUAUGUUAUAAACUGACGCGCUCGAGUAACUACAAAAAUCCCCGCUUGGGCUCCCCUAUCAUUAUAAUGUAUUAUAUUUCAUUAUUUUAAAAGAAAAUAGAAAACUGUUCUGUAUAGAAAAAAAUGUUCUAUAAUAAAUAACACAUACCUGGAUAAAUUGUUGUAGUACUUUAUAAAUAGCUUCACAGGUUUCUGGGAUUAUUGAGCUCAGAGAUGGUUUAGAAAUGGCAGUUGAAUAUUCUAUGUCCUUCAAGGUUCUUCCGGUGGCAAGGAAUCGUAAGGUAGCUG